UGCCACCUGUCAGUGCUCAUCAGUGCCAGUGCCCAUCAGUGCCACGUUCCAGUGCCCAUCAGUGCCACCCAUCAGUGCCAGUCAGUGCCACCUAUCAAUGUCAAUCAGUGCCCCCUAUCAGUGCUGCCAAUCAGUGCCAUCUAUCAGUGCCAGUCAGUGCCGCAUAUCAGUGCCAGUCAGUGCCAGUCGGUGCUGCCUAACAGUGCCAGUCAGUGCCGCCUAUCAGUGCCAGUCAGUGCUACCUAUCAGUGCUGCCUAUCAGUGCCAUGUAUCAGUGACAUGUAUCAGUGUCAUGUAUCAGUG
Staurois parvus is the source of this 303-nucleotide messenger RNA. Lineage: Eukaryota; Metazoa; Chordata; Amphibia; Anura; Ranidae. The record is from the annotation of a GenBank genome assembly.